GCUUUCUCCCUCCCCGGUUCCCUUCGGUUUCCUUUCAACAGUUAAAGGCUCCUUUCUAUAAAAGCACGUGAGGGGAAGCUGUUCGCGAAGUCGUUCUUUCUCCCUCGGCCCGAACUAUGCCUGACUCCCUCACAGGAGUUGGAUAGUGUAAGCGAGAGAAGAAAGCUUUUGCAGGCCGAAGCCGGGUCAACCCGGUUCUAUUUCCGACUCCCGGGCACCGGAAGGUAGCGCGCAAGCGCCCCUGGCGACUCCGGCGCAGUUGACUUCCGCUCCCACUGUGCUCUGCGAGCCGAAUCAUGGAUCACACUGACAAUGAGUUACAAGGCACUAAUAGUUCUGGAUCAUUGGGUGGUCUUGAUGUUCGAAGAAGAAUUCCUAUAAAGCUCAUCUCUAAACAAGGGAACAAAGCCAAAGCUGCACCCCGCACUCAAAGGACUAUAAACAGAAUGCCUGCAAAGGCUCCACCUGGUGAUGAAGAAGGAUUUGAUUAUAAUGAAGAAGAACGGUAUGACUGCAAGGGGGGUGAACUGUUUGGAAGUCAGCGAAGAUUUCCUGGACACCUUUUUUGGGACUUUCAGAUAAACAUCCUUGGUGAAAAGGAUGAUACACCAGUUCAUUUCUGUGACAAAUGUGGAUUGCCUAUUAAGAUCUAUGGGCGAAUGAUUCCAUGCAAGCACGUUUUUUGCUAUGACUGUGCUAUCUUACAUGAAAAAAAGGGAGAUAAGAUGUGUCCAGGCUGUAGUGAUCCUGUGCAGCGAAUUGAGCAGUGUACACGAGGUUCUCUCUUCAUGUGUAGCAUUGUUCAAGGGUGCAAGAGAACAUAUUUGUCUCAGAGAGACUUACAGGCUCAUAUCAACCACCGCCAUAUGAGAGCUGGAAAACCUGUUACCCGUGCUUCACUUGAAAAUGUUCAUCCUCCUAUUGCCCCACCGCCAACUGAAAUCCCUGAUCGUUUUAUAAUGCCGCCAGACAAGCACCAUAUGAGCCAUAUUCCGCCAAAGCAGCACAUCAUGAUGCCACCACCUCCUUUGCAACAUGUGUCACACGAGCACUAUAAUCAGCCACAUGAGGAUAUUCGUGCUCCUCCAGCAGAAUUGUCCAUGGCUCCACCUCCACCUCGUUCGGUCAGUCAGGAAACCUUUCGUAUUUCAACAAGAAAACACAGCAAUUUAAUAACUGUCCCUAUUCAGGAUGACUCAAAUUCAGGUGCUAGAGAACCACCACCUCCUGCCCCAGCACCUGCUCACCAUCACCCUGAAUAUCAGGGUCAGCCGGUGGUAUCGCACCCUCAUCAUAUUAUGCCUCCACAGCAACAUUAUGCACCACCCCCUCCUCCUCCACCACCAAUAAGCCAUCCAAUGCCACAUCCUCCCCAGGCUGCAGGUACUCCUCACUUGGUUUAUAGCCAAGCUCCACCUCCACCAAUGACCUCUGCUCCACCACCAAUAACCCCUCCCCCUGGACAUAUUAUUGCCCAGAUGCCACCUUAUAUGAAUCAUCCUCCUCCAGGACCUCCCCCACCUCAACAUGGUGGUCCACCUGUAACUGCACCCCCUCCUCACCAUUAUAAUCCUAACUCUUUACCCCAGUUCACUGAAGAUCAAGGAACUCUGAGUCCUCCAUUUACACAACCAGGGGGAAUGAGUCCUGGUAUAUGGCCUGCACCGAGAGGGCCGCCGCCUCCUCCACGAAUGCAGGGUCCGCCUUCUCAGACCCCACUUCCUGGACCACAUCAUCCCGAUCAGACAAGAUAUAGACCAUAUUACCAAUGAUAAUAGUAUUUUGAACUGAAGAUAUGGUGAAAAAAAUUAUGUAUAGUCAAUCUUUUAAUUAAGCUUUGACUGUUUUGGGAAGGAAAAACACCUCUUGUUGAGGUGGCUAUAAAACACUUAGGGUCUUGUCUCAAAAUGUUUUAAAUCUCCACCUUAGGAUUGAUUUCAAGUGCUAUACUGUAGUGCAGAUAAGUGGCUCAGGAGAUCACAGCUAUAUUUUAACAACUUUGUUCCCCUAGUGUGGUAAAUUGACCCAGAGGUGACCAUUUGUAAAAAAUUAGAAAAAAAUUUUUAUUGUUCCACUUUCAAGAAUACUGCUUUUGUUAAACCCAGUUUCAUUUUUCUUGUGAUACAUUUUGUUAACCUGUGUAAAAGGAUUAAAUUUCAAUAUGGUUGUAAAAAUGCUAUUUUUAUGUGAAUUUAAGUGCAGCCACAUACUGUUUUUUAAAACCAUAUGUUUUACCACUAAUUUCCCAAAGUUACAAUAAAAUCCUAAAAGUAAAAAUCUACUAGAAUUUACUGUAAGGCAGACUGUUAAAUGGUAGAAAAUUAUUUCACAUUUUAGGCACUGAAAUUUUGAGGUAUAUUAAGUAUAUAAUGCACUUCACUUGGAUGCCUUUUCAUUUUUAGGCAGCCUCAGGAGCACCAAAAUACAAUGAAAUUCCAGUACUGAAGAUAUAUUUAUGUUUGUAAUAUUAAAGGCAUUACUAAUUAUUUGGAAAGAUAAGGCCAAAGUAGUAGGCUCUACAGGCUUCAGGCUGUUGGGGGAUGAUGCUGUUAUUCAUUAAUGCUUUUUACUGAAUGGUUGGAAUCACAUGAUUCACCACACUUACUAAUAUUAGUUAUGUUACAUAGACCUGUUUAAAUGGUGUUCUUUAGAUGAAGUGUGUUCUACUCUGCUCAUUGUCUUUAAUAUUUAGGGCUGAAUAGGCUUUAUGUAAUUCCUCAUUUCAAUACAGUUUGAUUCUCUGCUUAAGUGGGGUCUUGUUUAUUGGUUUUUAAAUUACAAUUUGAAUGCCAUGGAGGAAUUUGAAUACUGUAUUAAUGAAGGACAUUCUUGUAGUCACAAACUUGCGUUGCUCAGGUUUCAUUACUGUGAUAAGGGUUCUUUCUUUAACUUGAAAUUUUAAAACUAUUAAUAAUUUCCUUUUAUUGGUUAAACAGUCUAAAACUUGGGAUAUUUUAACGUGGGGUCAACAGUGAAGACUACCAGAUGAUUUUGUAUUGGAGAAAAGCGACUAAAUUGUGAAUUUCAGUGCUUUAUAAGGUGCCUUUAGAGUCAGCUUUUGCAUUAUAGGGGCUUGUUAUAGUCCUCCUAAGAUGACCACUCAGUUUCUACAGAAUUCAUGUACAAUUUAUUAUUCAUAGGAUAUUAUUAUGUAUCCUUUGAAUAAACCCCUGUGAAGUAUUUCCUCCCCCCGAAAAUGGUGCAUAAUAUAAACAUGAAAUGUGUAGUAUGCAGAUAUCCUUUAUUGAAUAGUUUAUAGUGUGUAAAUUUAGAUUAUUUCUUUUUGACAAAGGGUGAACGGAUAGCUAAUUUACCAUUCAAUUCUGUCAGGUACAGGCAAAACAGUUUCUCAUUUUGGGUAAUCAGACGCAAAGUCAUCUAUGAACUUAGAGCUGAAGUUAGAAACAAUAUAAAUGGCCAUUUCAACCGUGACCAGUCAAAAAUAACUAAUAAUACUUUUUAAAAGUGAUUUUUUCACACCUAUCAAUUUGAGAGUCCAGUGUUAAUGUAAUAUUUCUAGUGAGAAAUUUUUGUUAUUAGAAGCAUGGGAGUGAAAUAGUGUGAAAAGUUGGUGGUGAGUGCUUCUAUCAUAUUACUGUAGGUACUUGGACUGGUGCAAACUUGAUUCCCUUUCAUGCUCCUAUUUAGGAACUGUUAUAAAGUGGUGUUGAAAAUCCAAUACCAUUCUUUGUUUCAUUAAUAAGAGAAUAGCCAAAUUCACUUUAGAGCUCAACUAUUUAUGAGGAACUCUUCUGUUUUUAUUGAAAUUUUUCUCGAGUUGAUUGUGGUUAUGAAACCACUUAGCCUAUGGGUUGGACAAAAAAAAGCAUCAUGAUAAAAUUCCAUAUAUUAAGAGAAUUCUUGUAGGCUUUUAAAAAAUGAUUUAUUUUCAGUUAGGUUUAAGAAAUGCAAGUUAUGCAAGAAGGCAGAUCAGAUGAAUGUGUUGUAGCAGACAAAAUUUUUAAAUGUGUUAGACUUGAAUUCAUCCAGUUAUUGUUUGAACGAGGGUGGGGGGGUAUAAGGAUAACAAAAUUACUGUUAGUGUUUCUUUCCUUAAAAAAGAUGUGAAUUCCAGCCGUAUUUCAGGGAAGCCUUUGAAACUAUAAUGGACACAGUCUAAAUUAAAUGUAUGUAUGUUUCAUUAUAUUGCUCUUAAGACUACUGAGGUGGCAGUUUAAUUCUUAAAAACAAUAAAAUGGAAGCAUAAAUACUAUUUUGCCUAAAUGAGUUUUUACCUAAUGAUGACACAUUUGGGAGAAUGCAGAAUUUUCCAUGUUUCUGUUGAUAGAACUUUUACAGUAAAAUUAGACUCCCUUUUGGAGAUUAAAUGAGCAAGUUGAAUGUUAAAUUUCUUCAGUGGCAUGUUUGUUCAAAGUAUAUAGUAUUUGGGGAAAUAAUUACAAAGAUCAUAUAUCCAUUUUGCCCUGUAAAAACCACUGGCUCAAAAUUAUUUUGUAAAUACUAACUAGAUACCACUGAAUAUUAAGUGAACAUUACUUGAACAUAUUUUUAAAUUCACAUAGUGAACGUACUAUGUAAAGUAUACAGAGAUGCUUUAGGCUUUGUUCUAACAUGGAAGAGUAUCUUUCAUACACCUUUUUGGAAAAGCCCUGUAGUCCUAUCUCAAAAAAUUUUGUGAAAAAUCCUAUAAGUACAUGGAAGAGACUCACAGAUAUCUACACAAAUACCUUUCCAGUUAUUAGAUUAGCCAUCAAAUUGGUAUAUUGAAGUUUAACAAUGAUAUCCAUACAUUUUUCUGAAGUGGAUGUAUUUUUCACUGUAACCUUUUAAAUUGUGGCCUUGAAACCAAGCAGAAUUUACUUAAUGCAAUUUAUGCACAAUCUAAUAAAGCAAUAGUGGGUAUCCUAGACUUAAAGAGAGGAGGGAGGUAAGCCAGCUAAAAUACUUAAUAGUGAUACUAAUAAAGACAUUUGGAUUUUCAAACUUUUUUUUGUUUGUUUUGAUUCAUGCCCCUUCAAUUCACCAGCAUUGAGGGGAAAGGUGUUAAGGAAGAAUUCUUAAAGGAACAUUUUAGUGUUAGAGUUUGAUUGUCCCAUCUCCCUGUCUUUAAGAAUUUUUAGGCAUUACAGAAUCACAAGAUUAAAGUGAAUGAUGAUAGGUCAUGGGUUUAGCUUUCACACUUGGACAGGACCAUGUCUUUAAAAAUCUAGCAUUUUGAAACAUUAAUUUAUUACCUCAGAAUAUCCCAUUUCUAUUCUUAGUAGUAAGCACCCAGUUUCGAAAUGUCCUCCCUUUGCCUUCAGAUUGAAAAAUCCUGCUCCCUUUUGCUGUGUUCCUUUCAAAAUCUCUUAAUUUUUUGUUUUAAAAUCUGUACUCACUUUAAUGACAUGAGUGAUACAUCAUUUGGGAAAAAAUGUAAUAUUACAAAUAAAGCUAGAGAUCCCCUUGACCACUGAUGCAAUGAACAUUAUUCUUCCAGAGGUAACUACUGCUAUGAUUUUGUUGUGUAUAUUAAUAAUUGUAGUUACAAAGCUGAAAUCUAAAUAGGCUCCGUGCUCUGGUUAAGCAUCCUAAUCUAUGCUAAAUGUAGUAUUUCAUGAUCUAUACUCAAUAAAUAUAUGCUGA
Molecule: messenger RNA, 5586 nt
Organism: Pteronotus mesoamericanus
Lineage: Eukaryota; Metazoa; Chordata; Mammalia; Chiroptera; Mormoopidae
Gene: CBLL1
Product: Cbl proto-oncogene like 1
Exons: 6
Coding region: 297-1772 (491 amino acids)
Biological process (GO): regulation of cell adhesion; protein ubiquitination
Molecular function (GO): ubiquitin protein ligase activity
Source: RefSeq, a predicted model, not a curated record